This is a messenger RNA of Solanum verrucosum, 2719 nucleotides long. RefSeq lists its product as uncharacterized. The coding region runs from base 166 to 2448 and encodes 760 amino acids. Gene Ontology annotation, molecular function: ribosome binding; calcium ion binding. NCBI's taxonomy places the organism in Eukaryota, Viridiplantae, Streptophyta, Magnoliopsida, Solanales, Solanaceae. The record is from RefSeq and is a predicted model, not a curated record. Gene Ontology annotation, cellular component: mitochondrial inner membrane. Gene Ontology annotation, biological process: intracellular monoatomic cation homeostasis. The transcript has 15 exons.
ACAAAAAAUAUUAUUAAUUAGUGAAAAAUCAAUUCUUCAUCACUGCGGAUUUGGUUUUCAUUCGAAACUACGAAUUUGUCGAUCGUCAUUUCAGGCUGGCGUCAGGCAAAGAAUUUCUGGGAUAUGUUAUAUGAGCUGUAUGCAAAGUAGAAGAAGUUUUUGCUAAUGGCUUCAAGAGCAAUAUUGAGAAGGAAGAGGAACCUCUUUGAUUCUACUCCGAAACCUCAUACCUUCAUUCGAGGUUUUUCGAGCUAUGAGAACUGGGGAUCAUCUAAGGCGUCUAAUUCUUGGGAUUGGUGCUCUACAGUAACUCAUCAACCUCAGAAUGCAGAUAACAGAAAUGAAGGAAGUUCAUAUCCGUCAACCAAAGAUGAGUUACUAAAAGUUUGGGGAAAACAUGUCCUACUCAACUCAUCUGAAAUUCCAGCCUUGGGUUUGAGAGUUGGAAGAUGUGGGUCUCUUCCUACUUUGGGGGGCAGGUGGAUAAUACACCAACAACGAUAUUCGACAGCUGCAGCAGGUCAACCUGAUUUUGGUAAAGGAAAUGAUAAGGAUGCAGAACCAGCUGUUAAACAGAAGAAAGAAGCUUCACCAGAAGAAUGCGAUGAAGCAGUUGAAGAUUUAACCAUGGCCAAAGCCAAAGCAAAAGCCAAACAGCUUCAAGAUUCACAGAUCAGUAUUAAACCUGUACUAAAGAAAAUUUGGGCAAUGCUAUUAGGGAUUGGUCCUGCUUUGAGAGCUGUUGCUUCAAUGAGCAGGGAAGACUGGGCAAAGAAGAUCCGGCACUGGAAGGAUGAAUUUAAAUCAACUAUGCAACACUAUUGGUUGGGUACCAAACUGCUUUGGGCUGAUGUUAGGAUAUGUUCCAGGCUCUUGUUGAAAACAGCUAAGGGGAAGAGUCUUUCCAGGAGGGAAAGGCAACAACUAACACGGACAACAGCUGAUAUUUUUAGGCUGGUUCCUGUUGCAGUGUUUAUUAUUGUUCCAUUUAUGGAGUUCUUGUUGCCAGUAUUCUUGGCAGUGUUUCCCAACAUGCUGCCGUCAACCUUCCAAGAUAAGAUGAAAGAAGAGGAGGCUCUGAAAAGGAAGCUGAAUGCUAGGAUCGAAUAUGCUAAGUUUCUACAAGAAACAGUCAAAGAGAUGGCAAAGGAAGUUAAAAACUCACGAAGCGGAGAACUAAAGAAUACAGCUGAGGAUCUUGAUGAAUUCAUGAAUAAGGUCAGAAGGGGUGCUAGUGUAUCUAAUGAGGAAAUUUUAGGAUUUGCCAAGCUUUUCAAUGAUGAGCUCACUCUGGAUAAUAUCAGCAGACCGAGGUUGGUGAAUAUGUGCAAAUAUAUGGGUAUUAACCCCUUUGGAACUGAUGCAUACUUGCGGUUCAUGCUUCGAAAGAGGCUCCAAAAGAUUAAGAACGAUGACAAGAUGAUUCAAGCAGAGGGUGUAGAGUCCCUUUCGGAGGAUGAGCUCCGUCAAGCCUGUCGAGAACGAGGCUUACUUGGAUUACUCUCAGUAGAAGAAAUGCAACAGCAGUUGCGAGAUUGGCUGGACUUAUCGCUCAACCAUUCAGUGCCAUCUUCUUUGUUAAUCCUUUCUAGAGCCUUCACAGUGUCAGGUAAAGUAAAACCGGAGGAAGCUGUUCAAGCUACACUUUCAUCACUGCCAGAUGAGGUGGUGGACACUGUUCAAGUUACAUCUAUGCCAUCUGAAGAUGCUCUUGCUGAAAAGAAGAGAAAGCUAGAAUACUUAGAAAUGGAGGAAGAGCUCAUCAAGGAGGAGGAAGAGGAAGAAGAAGAAGAGCAGGCUAAGAUGAAAGAUAAACAGAAGGAUGUAGCUUUGGAAGAGAUGACUCUUGCAACAGCUAAAGAAGCAGAAGAACUAAAGAAAACAAAAACUUUGGAUCAACAAGAGCAGCUUUGUGAGCUUAGUCGUGCAAUUGCUGUUUUAUCAUCGGCUUCUUCCGUAAGCCUGGAGCGUCAGGAGUUUUUGAGACUUGUCAAAAAAGAGAUUGAGUUGUACAAUAGCAUGGUGGAUAAAGGUGGCCCUGAAGGUGAAGAAGAAGCCCGAAAGGCAUAUAAAGCAGCUAGGGAGGAGGACAGUGACCACACUAAAGAAAGGACUGUAGAUGAUAAAGUUUCUUCAGCACUUAUUAAUAGGGUUGAUGCAAUGCUCCAAAAACUUGAAAAGGAAAUUGAUGAUGUGGAUGCUAAGAUUGGUGAUCGUUGGCGGUUACUGGAUAGGGAUUAUGACGGAAAAGUCACUCCAGAGGAGGUGGCAUCUGCUGCUUCAUACCUCAAGGAUACAUUGGCGAAGGAGGGUAUUCAGGAGCUCAUAACCAACCUUUCCAAGGACAGAGAAGGAAAAAUCCUUGUCCAAGAUCUGGUGAAGUUAGCCAGUGAAAUAGAACAUGCUGAAGAGGAGGAAACUACAGAAGAGGAAAAAGCUCAAAAAUAAAACCCAUACGGUGAUAGUUUUGAUCCAUUUACUGCUAGCCAUGUUAGUCACCAACCUUCCAUUUUAUACUAAACGCGUUGUGCUUGGUAUCUCAUCCGGACAGGUAUCAACGUAGGUCCUUAUGUGGCUGCUUGUAGUCGAAUAUAUAUUCGAUUGAUAAAAUGCACUCAGAUUCAAUUUCACAAUAGCUAAAAUGUGCAUGUAUAUGGCUGUGUCAACACUUGAAUAUUCAUCUCUACCCUGCCUCACCCUUAGCUUUAUAUUGUAUCUC